AUGCCACCCCUUUUUUCUGAAAGCUUUCUUCUAUAUUUACAACCUGAUUUCACUGCCAUCCUCGUCGCUUUAGUUCACUCUUUUCCAAUCUACCCCUCUUCCCUGCUUGCAGACUCACCCAAUCCCACAAUUGAACUUGUUGCUCGCGCAGACGGUCACAACUCACGACUGACCGAUUCUCAACUUACUCGACGAAAAGCUUCUACGGGUUUUCGAUGUGACAGUCCCACGGUCAGUUCAGAGCUCGGAGAUUCACGAAACGAACGAACGUCAGACAACGCGAGUAGUAAUCCGAAUAACAACAACGGUGCUACAAACGGAAAUAAUAGUUCCAAGCUAUUUUCAAGCCGUCCUAACACUAGUGCAAGUUUGGCCCGUGCGCGUAAACGGGCUAGAAGUGAAACCAAACGUAUGGGGCUCACUGGAUCCCAACAAUCUGCAAAUAUGGCCUUACUACGUCACAACGGUACUGAUGGGAGUGGUCCAGAGGAUGACGAUGAUGAUUUACGUAGCAUCGAAGAUGAAAGGGUUGGAUCGAAUCGGCCUGAUUUGGCUGAGUUUGACUACUCCUUGGACGACUUGCAAGCAGCCACCGAUCUGGAUACUCCUUUACGUGGUCGUCAACGUCGUCAAACAUACCAACUUCCCUCCAGACGUCGCGAUUCUUCUUUGGGUGGUUAUGGACAGCACAGCUUGUAUGGGUCUACUGGCGGCACCCUUCCGAGGCGUCACAGAGGUGACGUGAGUCUGACCCGUGCUACCACCAUAGGUGGGGUUGAUCCACAUGGAACACUUCGCACAGCUAAUAGGCUCGCGCAAUCCAUCCGGACAGGAACCAUUCCGCCCCCUCCAUCCGAACCACCUCCAGCCACACCACUAUCCGGUUCAAUCAUGUCUGAGCUAGGCACAGCUGGAGGAAACACAGCGAAUCUUUUCAAUCCUUUCACUUUGCAAAUGCACAAUCAACAGCAACAACAGCGUAUCAACGCCGCUCUAGUGGCUGCAGUCGCUUCCGGAAGGUUGAAUCCCCAGCUACUCAAUUCGGUGAAUGUGUCUGGUGGAAUGCCGAAUCCCUACAUGCUGACCUGGCUGUUGGGCUUCUGUGACGCAAUAAUCCCGCGGGCUAUACUGUCUGAACCGCAGUUCCUAAAGAUUCAACCGUGCCAGGAAAACCGAAGGAGCCGGUCUGUGGGGCAAAGGCGUACGGUCUUCUGCGACAGGAGGGUGAAGGCCGUAAGUUGUUUCCCUCAGGCGACCAGCAUGUGCAUAUUCAUGGAAGCAGCCAUGCUGCUUUCCUCCGAGUAUGCCCGGAAAGCCGCACACUCCGACAACACAACGGUUGAUCGUGACCAUCGGCGCAUUAUUCAGUACGGUCGAAUUGCUCUCAAAACUGAGUGUGCUGCUGUUCAGAAGACACCUUCUGUGUGCAGUUGUAUUAGGAGUGAGACAGUGAUGCGUCCUCGGGCCAGACCGGCCCCCUCUAGCCUAGUGGGUCAAACUUUCGAUUCAUGGGCUCCCCAAGAAAACCGCAACAAACACUCGCGCGUGCCAGACUUGAGUCAGAGACUAGUGGCAGGGUCCCCGAACAAAACUCUAGAUCCUCCCGCCGCCUUGUUGGUCAGGUUUUUGAGUCAAAGGCUCCAGACGCAUCUCAGCUGUUACAGCUUCAACAACAAGCGGCGUUAUUACAACAUCAACAGCAGCAACAACAGCUUCUUGCUGCAGGCCUUAUCCAACCGGCUUCAAUUCAGGCUAGUCCUUACGGAUUUGGAACGUUGGGUGGACGUCGAACUGACCCAAGCAUUAUUCCUGCUGUCUCGCUCUANCCGGUCUGAUCAAAACACGCAACAACACCCAAUCUACCAACAACAUCCUGUAUCCAUGCCGAUGAGCGAUCUGUCUAAAUUAGGCCUUCUUACGAGUGGGGCGGCACUUCAGCACCACCAACAAAAACAGCCAGAUCAAGUUGACUCCACACUCGUUACUACGUCUCCCGGCAGCCAGGUGGGCGGGGGUUGUGGGGGCUCUGUAGUCUACGAAAAUUCGUACAAUUCGUUUAAUCGAAUGGCUCCUUUUUUCUACGGCGCAGGAGUUGCGCCUAUCCCCGGGGCUAACUGUGCUUUACUGGACUGGAUUUCAGUAAACAGUCAUCUCUACGCGGUUAGGUUGGCUGGUUCAAUCAACGUAUCUCAACGUGUGGUAAUGUUCAAAAGUGACCCCACCGUCUACUGUACCAUUUUCUUUGACAGUCUCUUAUCCGGUACCGUUCCCCCAUCCGGAAGUGAAGAUGGUCUUCAAAGUAUGGUCAACAGUGGCGUCAACUUGGGUGAUGGUCUGACACUUAGUUUGAACGGAGCUUCUCAGACCGCACACACGAUCCCAGUACGCCAGCCUUUUGGAGUAUCUGAUGAGGUCACUCCGGUCACACUGGUCCACAAUGCAAACCCCAUUCCUCCCCUUCCACCCCCCAAUCACCCAAGCUGUGAUCUUAACGCUCGCUCCAUGGACCCCACCUACAUGACGCAUGGUGGUACCCUUGGCUCCUACGGACAGCACAAACCCCAGGUUGCUACUGGUGCAGCAUCUCAGGACACUGUAGUUGUCCAGGCCCCUAAAUCCUCUAAACGCCGUUGCCCCUGGUACUACUGGAUCAUCAGUAUACUUCUGCUUGCUUUCCUGCUUGCCCUGGUCCUGGCUAUUUCGUUUUCUGCCGAAAAACAACACCUUGGCGUUCUCCUUAUGGAACGGUUUGAUCAAGACCCUGCUAUCAUAGGUCUCUUCAAUCCGGAUAAUCCUCUCGUCAAACUGGAACCCAACAAACCGGUCCACAUUGUGCUCGAGCGGAUGGGCGUUUGGUCAGCGGAAUGGCGAAUGCGGACAGCGCGCUACGUUCGAUACAACAUAACAAUCAGCUCUGAACUCACAUCCGUCGGAUUGUUCAUGCGUCGCAGUACAAUGCCAACAAUUGUGAACUACGACCUGUUUGAUCGGAUCAGUGGUCGUACUAUCAGCCCCACCAGUCGUCAGCAGCGAAAAGAUAAGCGAGUGAAACGAUCGCCAGAAGAUACUCCGUCUUACCGCACGCAUACUGCCUCUGGUGGUGCUCGGGAAACCGCGCGCAUUCACUACUUGGACGAAGGUAUUUGGUUCUUGGCAUUGGUCAACGACAAACCAAGGGUGGAGACGCUCAUCUUUAGUAUCGGGGAUGCAACUGAAGUUCCAAAAGUUUGCAAUGGUCAUGGGGAGUACAUGGCUGGCGCGUGUCGCUGUUAUCCAGAAUGGAAAGGACGGGAAUGUGAAGUGCUCUGGUCCGAGUGUCUGGAUCCCACCUGUUCGGGUAAUGGACAAUGCGUGACUGGCGAAUGUCAGUGCUAUCCGGGCUUUUCUGGGGAACUGUGUGAAACGAGCACCCCAGCUCGGAGGAAUCAACCUACAGAUAACUGGAACUCAAAGGCUGCUGGCCGCUCAGCAACGAGCUCUCCUCUAUUGUUAGAUGCCCGUGAUAACGUUCAUGGCUUGAUUGAUUGUUUGGAUCCCGACUGUUGCGCUUCGUCUCAUUGUCGAGCUCUGGCUCGUUCUUCGGAUGGGAGUGCCGCAGAAGCGAGAGAAAGUUGCGCGCACAGUGAGCCGUUUCACUAUCGCUUGCUGAUAACCCAAAUGGCUCAACCAGGCAGCACCUUUUACGGAAAUUUGGAAUUCUUGCUUCGCCGAGACCGAGUAGUGGUGGAUAAUCUGGAUCCCAGACUCAUUUCUGUUGUACGCGGUACGGUUCGCCAAUGGGACAGUACUCCUUUCUGGGGAGUUCGCGUAUCAGAUCAACAAAAGAUGCGUAAUGGCUACACACUGACGGAUGAACAAGGAAGAUUUGAUCUGCUGGUGGAAGGUGGAUCUAUAGUAAAACUGGAAUUCUUACGCUAUCCAACCCAUCAGUUCUCUGCUGUAUAUCAUCUCUAUGUACCUGUCAAUGAAAUCGUCAUCUUGGGAGAUUUCUACAUGUAUGAUGCCCAAUUCUCUGCAACGAUUGCCCCCGGGCUCACCUCAACACCGAAUGCCACCGGUGGUCUGUUGUCCCCCUCACCGUUGAUGCACGACCUGUGGGUUAGCGGAAAGUUUGUGCCUGACGACUUUGGCGAUUGGAAAACCUGUUUGCAGGAUGGUGUGCACGCACUCACUGCUUAUAGUGGACUUCUUGUUGAAGUCGAACGCCGAACAGAUUCCGUUGCGUUCUGCGUGGACUCCACUAAAUCAUUGUGUGUCAACAGUGCCGGUGUUUUGUCCUAUGCUAUCCCGCUCCAUACUGGUCACAUUCUGCCUGUACUAUAUUUUCGGGUACCUCUUCCACAGGAAAACCAACUACGUUUGAUUCACCGAACGGACCGCGCCCCAGGUUACCAUCCAAUGAUUCGCGUGAGACUGUUACAUAACAUGAAUGCCUUACCUGAUCGUCUUCGUGAAAUUCAUUUGGCCCUGGAUAUCGCCGGCUUGAGGGAAAUUCGGCGUCUGGAACCGGAAUUAAAUCUGAUCGAGACAUUCUACUGGAAUCAAACGGACGGGUACAACCGAACAGUGUAUGGACUGGUGAAUGCCAAAGAUUGUGACUCUGGUCAGAUUGCGUUCGGUUCGGCAACGUUGAAUCUGUACGCGAUAGUCACUGAUGCCCUUGGGGCUGUAUUGAUCGGGGACGCUGCUUACCUGCGUUGGCUGCAACCGACUGACCUGAACAAAUUCAAACCCUCAUCUGCCUCGGAAUCCCUAGAUAUGCGUGCUCAAACGAUAUUUCGCGAGAACAACCGGUACAUUUGGCGCGCAAUGAAUUCCUCCCAGUUACGUUUUCUCCAACCCGAUUUGGAUUCCCUGUCUUCGACUCGACCUGAUGUUGGUUACUAUCUGGCUCCUCACCCCAAUUUCGUGAUUAAUAAAUCGAUUUUUGAGAUGCCUGGUUCGUCGAUGAGUAUGCAAUUUGGUUGCUUCGUUUCACACGCCGCAAGCAAGACAAUCUGGUGGCUUGCGGAUUUUCAUCAUCCACAACCAGUGGUGAGCGUAGACUGCGCGGAACAAACUGUGUUUCCGUCACUAACCGGACUUCCGUGCUUAAGACAUCCGCUUGUUGGUCCUAAAGGUAUAGCCGUGUCUCAGAAUGAGCUCUAUUUUGCCGACGGCGAUUCAAUCUGGCGUGUACCGCUGCAAGCAUCGGGUGUAAGCGCCAAACGAACAGUCCAACUUGCGGUUGGUCAUACCGAAAGUUCAACAGGGAGUUGCAUAUUAUACAACCAGUCCGUGCCAGGUCUUCGACUUUCACUUCAUUCCCCAACACACCUUGUCUACAGUGCGUUCGAAGAUGCUGUAUACUUUGUGGAUGGGUUACUUGUCUACCGAUUGCAUUUGCCCACUCAAAUGGUAUCUUUAAUCGUGGGAUUUCUUGCCGAUUGUGUUCCAACCGAGACAGAAACCGGCGAUCGACGCUUUCCUCAGCCCAUCACGGAGUUCCGGUUAUCUCAAAUUAAAGGAUUAGCCAUUAGCCCCGAAGGAGACUUGUAUGUGGCCGAGGCCCGACGUGUUUUUGUCCGAAAAUCUGAUGGACGUCUCUACCUGGUUGCGGGAAAGUCGUUAGGUGAUGGUGAAACAGAGGGUCAGGAUCACGAACAGCCUAGUCCUACAAAGUUGGCGUCUUCGAUGUUGCGUGAUGAAAACACUGGCGUGGUGGAUCUAGGUUUGGCCCAGAAUUUCGGGUUUUACAAUAUCAGUGCAAUUGGCUUGAGCAUCUACGGCGAGCUGUUUGUUGCGGACGCGUCACACGGCCUGGUUUACCGAAUCCAUCACCAUCUACCGAAAAGCUCUCCUCCUUCCUCCAACUAUCGCGUUGUCUCAUCGCUUACGGACGAAGCCUACGUCUUCAACGAACGCGGUCAACUCAUUGAAACAGAAAACGCUGUAACGCAGAUGACUCUGCACCGUCUAGUCUAUCGAGCUCAUACCGUUGAUGGAUUACUCUCCGAUAUUCGAGGGAACACGGUCAAUUUACGGUUUCGCGUACAUCGAGACACACAUGGAAAGCUACUACAGCUACGAACCCCACUUGGUUUCGUCUACAACGUUACCUUGGAACCGCAUUCUCCGCAAAGAAUUCAAGAAAUAAGUAAUCCAGUAACCAGAACUAGCUGGCAUUUUCGCUACUCUCCUUCCGGGCUGAUAACGCAUUUGCGCAGACCGCAAGAUUCGAGAUUUCAUCGCUUUUACUACAACACAGACUCUGGUCGACUGAUCCGUAUCGUUUUCCCUAACGGCAAGACUUUUGAUAUCACUGGCUUGAAUGCGCUAGAUGAUAAGAUGUUAGUACGACAGUUUUCCAAUGCUACCCCGGUGAUUGCCAAAAUCCCUGCGGCUUUGUUGAAUCGCCAAGUGGAUCUGUCACAUUAUCCUGUACAACUGGUCUACGGUGAACCCAAUGAUCGAUGGGUUGCUCAGCUUAGUCAAGUCUACCUGUCAAUAGCCGGCUCCGAUCGGCCCGUUCAUCUGGCCCGGCAUUUACGCCUUCCGGACCGAAAGGGUUUGGCCUCAUUGCAAAACUCCCACUUGAAAACAUACACCUCUUAUUUUUUUAUCGAUACCGCGCCCACCUAUUUCCCUCCCGUACAUAGGGUCGUAUGGACUUUCGCCUUAAAUUCACAAGGGACCCCAUCAGAAUCUCGACGGUUCAUUCGCCAAGCAACCCUUUCUGAGGAACUCGCCACACAAGCGCUAGGACGGCGUGUUUCACGUUCAUUAACGGUAGGUGCUAGGCAUCUGGCCCGACGCCAAACAUCCUUUUCUCAUCCCACGGGCACAUUGGCACUUUCUGGUUUCAAAUCAGACUCUGGUGCGAGGUUCGAGUGGCAAUACCAGAAAAAGCUAGUGGUCAACGGGCAUGAUGUCAUAUACGUCAAAUUUGAUUGGGCACGUCAGUUGGAAACAUACCACCAUGCGUCCACCGGGCGCGUUUUACUCCAAGUGGUUUACAAUGAUAAUUUCCAACCAAUGAAUUUCAACGCCUCCACAACUGUCAGUUGGCAAGAUUCGCGUCGGCGCGACUUUCGCAUUACUGAUCGAGACGAUCGGGAUGAUAUCCGACCUGAUCCCAGCCUUUCCGGCCCGGCUCCUCUCGGUGUAGCUUACACCAGUACACCUUUCUAUCUACAGUACAGUUCCAGUGUCUCCAAACGAUGCCUUCGUGAUUUUCUUCUUUUCAGUAACGGCCAGUUCAGCUACGACUCCAUGAACAGGUUGAAGAUGGCCGAGUUGGGCAAUCACAUGGAUACAAUAUCCUUUCGAUACACUGACCGUCAACUUCCGUAUCAGCCUUCAGUGAUUUCAAUGAAUGGUCUAGGUGAAUUUCGACUGUUCUAUGCCGAACCACCUCGGGGACGGGAUGCAUUGCAAGACAACUAUCGUGACAUCGCAUCCAGUUCGAUCUCCUCAUCCAGUAUGGCUUCUGGAGUCCUCACUCCAUCUGGUCUUAUUCGUGAGUUUUCACGAAUCUCCGCCUUGGGUGUACAGCAGCUGAGGUACAAACCCUGGCCUGGAUGUCCCAACCCUUGGAUAUUUGAAUGGGGUACAGAUCUGCUGUGGUCUGUCUCGACCCCAGACGAUCCGAUCAGCUCUGCCUUGCUACGGUUCAUAUGGCCCAGUGGGUAUCGACGCAUACAACAUUUUCCUCGUGAGCAACAAAUCGUGUUUGACAAGACAACCGUCAAGUGGGAUUCGGCGACAAUGGAAGAACCAGGGCCACAGUUGAAACAGCUGACUGCUGCACCCCAUCUCCAGCUCAUCGAUGUCAUGGCCGGUUAUCGAUUGACCGUUUGGCGUACAUAUCGCGGACCACUGAUUCACACCGUUCGCCUGCAACAAAGUAUUCCUGGAGCGAGAACAGCACAUCCUGAUUUAGGUGGCUUGUUCAAUGCCCGAUUUGUCUACUCGUACAAUUCAAAUAUGAACCUGGUCGGACUACACACACAACUGUACAGCUCAGUAUCGGGAGAGGGUAAGGAUGGCGUGCUCGAGACAGUUCGUACAGUGCGGUUGAUAUUGGACGAAGAAACUUUGAUCAAAUAUGACCCAGUUGCAGGACAAGUCCUAAGCAUUUGCGAUCUGGAUAUAGUUCAGCGACCAUCUGCUCUUUAUAUCACGUAUGCCCCUAAAAGCUUGCAACUUUAUCGGCAUCUGGACGACCAGGGACGAUUACGACAGGUGGUCCUUUAUCCCUUAUCGUCCCGCCGUGAUCCACUGUACAAUCUGUCGCUCCUGUUUCGUCCCAAUUCCAUGGAUGUUGUUCAACGCGAGGAACAACGGGGCCAUGUUCCACGUUGGAUAACUUUAACCCAUACGUCAGGCGGCCUUUUGAAGACAGUCGAACGCGAGGAAGCUGGUUCAAGUCUAAGUUCGCACACUGAACUAAUGCACAAUGCUGAAGGACGCGUUGCACGACUUCGGAUCUCCAUGUCCGAUCCACAAUUGGCUGGAGGUCGGAUAGGGUCAGGUUCGACCAGCCGUUCUGAAGAGCUGCAGUUCAUUUACGACGCGAGAGGGUUGCUGAAGCGCCGUGGAAAUUGGGAAUUUGUAUUUGAUGAAGAUGGAUUUCUAACAGAGCGCCGUCUACAUAAUGACUAUCUUGUUGAUAGAUUUGCUUAUAACAGCAAAGGUUUGUUAAUUUGGGCUGAGCGCAAGUUGGAUCUGGAUACACAGGCAGACUCCGCUUCAUCCUCGUUCGACCACUCUCCUGUCGAAGAUGACGUCGGUUUCAAACGAGCGUUCCGUGUACAAUAUGUGUAUGAUGCCCAAGACCGUUUGGUGCUAGUUCGCGACACCUUGAUCGUUCGUGAUCUGAUGCAAUAUUUCUACGCUGAUCCGAGACAUCCUAGUCGCCUCACGCAUGUUUUCAAUCAUGGUGACCUCGCAUCCUUCCGAUUCCAUUACGAUCCCAUUCAGGGACAUUUGAUCGCCAUAGAAGAAUUUGAUAUGUUGCAGCAAACAGACAUUCCUCCGAGGAAUAGCAAAAACUCAGAUGAACCUUUUGAUCCGGAAAUGCUUUCUUUCUCCCGAUCACAGAGACGGCAAAAACCAAAGCACCUUUAUUUUAUAAUAACCAAUCAUGAGGGAUCACCGGUCGCUAUGGUUUCCGAGAGUGGACAGACCACAUGGACCGCGGAAUACUCUGCCACCGGUGCACGUCGUCUCACGCAACCGAACAGAAACAAGUUUCUCACCAAUUCCAUCCUAGAAGAUGCCAAUGUUCCCAUCGGAUAUGCUGGCUGUCUUGUGGAUGGACACACUGGAUUCGUCUUCUGUCCGGCAACUAUGCGUGCUUACGACCCGCUCGGUGCAACCUACACAAGUCCCGACUGGCGUGGACUACUUAGCACACGACUGUCUACUGUCUACCGAGAUCCAUCGGUUUUGGACACCCACAAAUGGGGUACAGUGGAACAGCUAAGUUUGGGCAUCGGACCCGCUGGGAUGUCAGACCGCUUGGUUAAUGCCAUUCGGUCUCCCGCCUGGUGGCUCAAACAAUCCGGGCUAGAUGUGAACACAAUUCUUCCACAGCUUGACACUUGUACUGGAACGAUCAGUCGCAACGAUCGACUAGAAUGGGAGCUUCCUCAGGUUCCAGCCUCCUUCGAUCUAACCGGCCGUCUUGACACGAUGUUCUAUCGUGAUUGUGGUUCGGAGUUGUUGAAUCAGAAGUUGCAGCGAUUGACUGUGACUCAGCCCAGUCAACUGACACCGGGUGGAUUAGAGGCAAAUGGCCUUCCCGCAUUUUUGACUGGUUACGUCGUCGCCAACGAUUGGUUGCGUUUGAUUCCAUCACAAGACAUGUUCGGUCCUGAGGUUACAUUCGAAGUCGACCGCCAUGGUCAGGUUCAAGUUUUCGGAACUCCUGCUGCGCCGAGUCGAACUGUCACUACCUCCGACCUUCCUCAUGCCGAUGUCUUCACCUCCGUUAAACUUCCAGCGAUCUUGAUUUCGGGUUCGCGUCUGUUAGACUGGUGGACGGAACUUGACGAUUUCUCUGGAAAGUCACUGUUCGUCCAGUCUCUUGCUCGUUUGGGCCAGCUGGCCACAACUUUGAAGGAAUUAACAGAACUUGGUAUAAAGCUCCCGGUGAUUCACAGCCCCAGUGAUUACAACUUGACCGUGCAUAGGAUAGGCUCUGGUCGUAGUGAGAUCUGGUUAACUCGAUGUCUGAUCCAAUGGCGAAUACGCUUCGUUACUUCAUGGGAAGAGGCUCAGUCUCAGGCUCUCUUGGAUGCACAAAAUCGGGGUUCAACAGGAGCCUGGGCCCACGAGACACGUAUGGCCCAGGGGCUUAUGCGCUUUGACUCCGCAUACGUUGCGACCGUGGACUUGAUGGCGGACAGCAGUGCAGCCACUCAACUUCUCCGGUUAAACCACCUGUGGACCUACAAGCAAUUGUCCCAGCUCCAACAGUCCGAACACUUGUCAGGAUAUCGAUGGGUUUCGGUAAUCUCACCCCCCGAAAAUGGAAGCGCACUUUUUCGGCUCUACGAUGAUCCAAGUACCUAUCAGUUACGAGCCUUUUCCAAAGCAAAACUAGAUUCUUCUGGGUGAUCUGUCCAACCGAUCGACCCAAGCGCCUUCCCACUGUGACCACUGUAAAUUUUCGAUUUCAACCAAAAAUCCAUUAUCCUCCUGGUCUUUUUGUUGACCAGCGCCAAAUCUGUACAGACCACAAACACAUUCGAUGACGCGCAACCGACAGAUUACCUAUCAAUGUUCAUGAUUGGCAAAUCUCAAUAAGACAGUUUUCUCACGCUUGCCUUUUCUACGUGCGAUCGAAUUACACCAUCAUGCCCACGUCUACCGCGACCGCUCACUCAGUGUCUUCCACGGUAGUGCUGAUCCCCCCGCCUAUCCCCUGCAUCCCCGGUAUUAGCCGCGUGACAGUCAAUUUAAUGAUUCCUGUAUUUUCGAGGGCUUUCACUUCCUCACAAUCGAUUUUCACUGCUCCCCUCUCACUCGUCAUCCUUCAGAAGAUUCGAUGCACAACUGCUCCUAGGUACUCUCAUCUACAUCUCUCGCCGAAUCUUGCUACGGACCAAUCUUGUCGACCCCAUACAAUAGGACAACCUUCCGUGAGAUACCUGAACUAAGGUCACAGCAACAAGGUGCUUCCUAAUUCUUUUGUUUGCUUCGGCUACUAAUUUUAGUUGAUUGUGUCCUCUCUGUACAAUAUCAUUCCCUUCCACCCUAUCGGCUCUUUUGCUAUCACGGCUACUGUUUCACUGGCUCGACAAUCAGACAUCUUUAUGAUAUUGUUUUUGUUUUGUUUUUUGAACAAAUAGCCCUAUUCAUUUCUUCCCAUGUUUUGUCCUGCUCCAUUGUGGGUUUUUUUAUUGAUCUCGAAAAUUCCGAUCUUCACACCUACUCCAUUGUUCUCCCGUGUAAUCAAUGUAAAACGGAACCUAUCGUCGAACCCCACUGUUCGUGUCUACGUGAUACCCAAAGCCCUCUGCAUCUUUGUACACAACGCUGUUCGCAAAUGUCUUCAACAGUCUCC
Molecule: messenger RNA, 11551 nt
Organism: Opisthorchis viverrini
Lineage: Eukaryota; Metazoa; Platyhelminthes; Trematoda; Opisthorchiida; Opisthorchiidae
Exons: 32
Coding region: 1-10602 (3533 amino acids)
Biological process (GO): motor neuron axon guidance
Source: RefSeq, a predicted model, not a curated record